Messenger RNA from Daucus carota subsp. sativus, 1236 nucleotides. RefSeq lists its product as uncharacterized. The coding region runs from base 1 to 711 and encodes 236 amino acids. The transcript is spliced from 5 exons. NCBI's taxonomy places the organism in Eukaryota, Viridiplantae, Streptophyta, Magnoliopsida, Apiales, Apiaceae. The record is from RefSeq and is a predicted model, not a curated record.
AUGCCUUUUGCAACGCCUCUUUUGCGUCGAAUCAGGUUUACUUUUGAGUCCAAAACAAUCAGAAUUGCUCUGGACGAAAAUCUAAUUGAGAUUUGCUCUCUCAAUCGCUCCUCAUCUUUCGAUUCUCCCUCAAUCUCUCGAGUGCUCAAUCUCCAUCUCUCAAUUGCCCAAUCAAUCUUUGGGUCUGCUCAAUGUCUCAAGUGCUCUCUUGCAAAACUAGGGUUCUUCAACAAAUUCACUGGAUCUGUUCAAUCUCUGUUUCUUUGGUCGAUUUGGACAUAUCUCGGAGAUUAUUCAGUAGUUGGGUUGUAUUUAUUUGCUGGAUUCUUUGGUCUGCUGCAAAACUAUAAUUCUUCAUCAAAUUCCUGGACUGAUAAUGCUUUGAAGCAUAGCAGGUUUUUCUUAUUUUACCUGGAAGACUUUACUACUAGAGCCACCACUGCAGGGAAAGAUCUGAUGCAGAAACAGAAAUUUCAACUAACACAGUUAGUUUAUCUUCUUAUGAAAAUCGAAGCUCAGGUUACUCUAGCCAAAAUGAAGUUUCUCAGAACAUCAGUGACCAUUAAGUCUCCAUGCAGAAGUACUUUGAAAAAGCUAUUGGAUAUGUAUCUACUUUUUAUCAGUCUGGUCAAAACUAUGAAGCCUUUCUUGUCACAAUCCAAAUCCUUAAAGCCACAUUUUCUCGAGUGCAUAAUGUCCUCUGAUCUGUAGUGGGUGAUGUUGACAUCAGGAGCGUUCCCAAAGUUUUUGACAAUAGUGGAAGAAAUGGUAGAAGCAAAUAAAGAUCGAAGACUAGAAUUAGAGGAAGCAAGAAUGAAAUUGAAAGGAGCAGAAGAAUGGAAGAUUGAGGCUUUGUGCAGAUUGCAGGAAUCAGAGAGACGAGCAAGGAAGAUGAAAGUGCAGCUAGGACUCUUCUUGGAAUCUGAAAAGAGGUCCCUGAACUUGGAGCGUAACACUGGGAAAGAGCUAAUAAGCUAGGCAUGGAUGAAGAUAAUGUAACAUCCGGUUCUGCUUUGGCAAGCAACAAAAAGACCAGGGGUCCUACAAUAUCUGUAAUCUGCACAAACAUAUCUAUAAUCUGUUAUUGUAUUCGACUAAGUUUGUUUGUGAUUUUUACUGAAGGGAAUUUAUUUUCAGCAAAUUGAUUCUUUUGCCUGUGACAACUAAAUGGUUAUUAUCUACAAAACAUAUUUGUAAUCUUUUAAUGUCCUGUUUUAUUGAUAUAAUCGAUGUAGA